AUGGCUGAACUGGACGAAAAGAGGCCCCAGUCCUCGCAAGACGGCGAGUCUUCGACAGAUGAGAAGGUCGAGAAACAGCCCAGCAAAACAAGUUCCCGCAGACCGAGCCUUUCACACCCACACGAACCAGUUUUGCUCGCGCUCGUGCCCUCCAUCGCAGCAUCCAUACCCCCAAUUAAUACCAGCGGUGCCGAGGAAACCACCCAAGAAGAUGGCAAAGACGGCACAGGAUACCUCACCGGAGCUCCCCUGGUGCUCGCCCUGGUAGCCCUCAACCUGGCCACCGUCCUCAUCUUCCUAGACAACAGCAUCCUCAGCACCGCCACGCCGACUAUUACAAACGCGUUCCACUCGGUCCAGGACAUCGGGUGGUACGUCUCGUCAUACCAGCUCGCCCUGUCCGCCCUCCAGCCCAUGACGGGCAAGCUCUUCACCUACUUGCCCAACAAGCCGACCUUCAUCGCCUCGGUGCUCAUCUUCGAGCUGGGCUCCCUCAUCUGCGCCCUCUCCACCAGCUCGCGCAUGCUCAUCGGCGGGCGCACGGUCGCGGGCCUCGGCGCGUCGGGGCUCUUCAACGGCGCGCUGACCAUCAUCGCGGCGCUGGUCCCGCUGCGCAGGCGGCCCGCCAUCACGGGCCUCCUGAUGGGCAUCGGGCAGCUGGGGCUGAUCGGCGGGCCGCUCAUCGGCGGCGCCCUGACGCAGUACUCGACGUGGCGCUGGUGCUUCUACAUCAACCUGCCGAUCGGCGGCCUCGCGGUGGCGGCGCUCGCGGCCGUCCGCAUCCCCGAGCAGACGCCCAAGCCGGCCUUCCGGGCCUUCAUCGCCAGCCCGGGGCUGUGGAAGAAGUUCGACCUCGCCGGCGCCGCGCUGCUGGUCCCCGCCGUGGUCAUGCUGCUGCUGGCGCUGCACUUUGGCGGCGGCGCCCAGUACGGCUGGGACUCGGCGACGGUCAUCGGGCUGUUCUGCGGGGCGGGCGUCGUGGGCGCGCUGUUCGUCGCGUGGGAGUGGCGCGUCGGCGGCGAGGACGCCAUGGUGCCGCUCGGCAUGUUCCGCCAGCGGGUCGUGACCGCUGCCUGCCUGACCAACUUGUGCCUGUUCAGCGUCACGUUUGUCACGUCCUACUUCCUGCCCAUCUACUUCCAGUCCGUGCAGGGGUCGUCGCCCUUCACCGCCGGCGUGCACAUGCUGCCGAGCAUUAUCUCGCAGCUCAUCACGGCCGUGAUUUCCGGGUUUCUGGUCACCAAGUUGGGGUACUACCUGCCGUGGGCCAUCUUUUCGGCCGUGUUGUCCAGCAUCGGGGCGGGACUUAUCACGACCUGGACGGUCGGCACCGGCACUGGAACGUGGAUCGGGUACCAGAUCAUACUGGGAGUUGGCCGUGGCGCUGGCAUGCAGAUGGCCCUCAUCGCCGUGCAAACCGUGCUCCAGCCAUCCCAGAUCGCCGUCGCCAUGGCGAUGCUGACCUUUGUCCAAGGCCUAGGCAGCGCCAUCAUAAUCUCCGUGGCGAACACCAUCUUCGACGACAGGCUCGUGACCGAGAUCAGCUCCAGGGCCCCGCAGGUCAACCCGGAGGCGGUCAUCGCCGCGGGAGCCACGGCGUUCCGCAAGAUCGUCUCUGCCGACGAUCUACCGGGCGUGGUCAAGGCGUACGCGGUCUCGUUCGACAAGACAUUCUACCUUGCGGUUGCGAUGUCAGCCCUGUGCUUUUUCACUUCCUGCGGGCUGGGGAAUAACGAUGUCAGGGUUAAGCAAAAGGUCGAUGGUGGGGACAGAGCUGCGGUGGAGGGCGGUCAGGAAAAGAAAGAUGACACCAAUGUCUGA
Diaporthe amygdali is the source of this 1821-nucleotide messenger RNA. RefSeq lists its product as uncharacterized. Bases 1 to 1821 code for a protein of 606 amino acids. The record is from RefSeq and is a predicted model, not a curated record. The transcript is spliced from 2 exons. Gene Ontology annotation, molecular function: transmembrane transporter activity. NCBI's taxonomy places the organism in Eukaryota, Fungi, Ascomycota, Sordariomycetes, Diaporthales, Diaporthaceae. Gene Ontology annotation, biological process: transmembrane transport.